GUAUUUAGCACAGUUCUCUGCAAAGGUUAGUGUUUUUUUAGAAGCGUUUACGCGUUUUUAGAGAAAUUGUAUAAUUUGGAGAAUAAUAUAACUGCGUAUCUCAUAUUUUUGCGUAAUCAGUUCUUUAAUAGUCCUACAAAAUGGCACACUACAAGGGGGCAGCCAGCGAGGCUGGAAGAGCCAUGCAAUUAAUGAAAAAACGCGAAAAGGAAAUGCAAGAUUUGGAGCUUCGCAAGAAACGAAUAGAAGAGGAUUUGAAGUUAAAUAACAUCGAAAAUAAAUUUGCAACUCAUUACGAUGCCGUGGAACAACAACUAAAGAGCUCAACGAUAGGUUUAGUCACCCUGGAUGAGAUGAAAGCAAAGCAGGAGAACAUUGUAAAAGAACGCGAGAAAAAACUAGCCCAGAAACAAGCCGAGAAAGAACGCGAGAAACAAAGACAACUUGAAGCGAAACUAGCUGAAAAAAAUAAACAGAAGAAACAGAUUCAAGCACUUUCAUUCAACUUGGACGAGGAAGAAUGUGAUGGUGAAAGCGAGGAAGUUGAAAAAGCAUGGAAGAGAGAAGCUGAGGAUGUUCCCACAAUUACGAAGAAAAUCAAAAAGGAUCCAAAUGUCGACACAAGCUUCCUUCCAGACAGAGAACGCGAAGAAGAAGAAAACAGAUUGAGGGAAGAAUUGAGACAAAAGUGGGCUGAGCAGCAACAAAAACUCAAAGAGGAAGAAAUUGACAUCACGUUCAGUUAUUGGGAUGGCUCAGGGCACAGAAGAACAGUCAGAGUGAAGAAGGGUAACUCAAUUUACCAAUUCUUGCAAAAGGUCUUAGAAUUACUGCGGCGUGAAUUUUCUGAAUUGAAAACUGUAAUGGCUGAUCAGCUCAUGUAUGUGAAAGAAGACUUAAUUCUACCUCAUCACUACACCUUCUAUGACUUCAUUGUAACAAAAGCACGAGGCAAAAGUGGCCCUCUUUUCCAGUUUGAUGUCCAUGAUGAUGUCAGAUUGGUAAGUGACGCUUCCGUUGAAAAGGAAGAGUCACACGCCGGUAAAGUUCUGCUGAGAAGUUGGUAUGAAAGAAACAAACAUAUCUUUCCUGCUAGCAGGUGGGAACCUUACGACCCAACAAAGACAUACGACAAAUACACAGUUUCUGACAAAAACAAGAAAUUGUAAUUUUAUUCUAAAUAAAGUUAAUCAAUUUUUGUCGUUUCUACUUUCGCUAAUUCAUCAUCAGGAAAUAAUAAUUCUGCUGGCUUUUUCCAAAAUCCCUCUUCAUCAUAUGGUAAUCGAUUGGUUAUAUCAGUACUCCAGUGGUGGAUUCUACAUCUGACUUUAACUGUUUCCGUUUUGUUUAUCUGCAAUAGGAAAAAUAUUGAUUGUUGUUUAUCA
Tribolium madens (black flour beetle) is the source of this 1385-nucleotide messenger RNA. Its product is annotated as protein FAM50 homolog. The record is from RefSeq and is a predicted model, not a curated record. The transcript has 4 exons. NCBI's taxonomy places the organism in Eukaryota, Metazoa, Arthropoda, Insecta, Coleoptera, Tenebrionidae. Gene Ontology annotation, biological process: chromatin organization. Gene Ontology annotation, cellular component: nucleus. Bases 141 to 1169 code for a protein of 342 amino acids.